This is a messenger RNA of Coregonus sp. 'balchen', 7597 nucleotides long. The record is from the annotation of a GenBank genome assembly. NCBI's taxonomy places the organism in Eukaryota, Metazoa, Chordata, Actinopteri, Salmoniformes, Salmonidae.
ACUGGCCUGUAUGGCACAGGUCGUACUAUAUUGCACUCACCUCUAACCACAGGGUAGCUGGUUCAAGCUCCACCUUGAUGCCUCUGCUGUCCUGUUGUUUCAGGGAAGUCACUGAAGGAGAUGGAGGAGAGUCUGUCCAGCUUUGGAAUCAAACAGGGAUGUAAACUCAUGAUGAUUGGGAAGAGGGUAAGACCUUCGUAGUUCUGCUGUCUGACUGGCACUCACUCAUUUGUUUAUUCAUUCGGUCAAUCAUUCAUUUGUUCGUUCAUUCAUUCCUAAAAUGGUUUGAAUACAGACCUGUGUGUUGUCUCCUCUCAGAACAGCCCAGAGGAGGAGUCCGAGCUGAAGAAGUUGAAGGACAUUGAGAAGUCAGUAGAAGAGACUGCUAAGAAACUGGAGAAGGUGGAUGGAGAGCUGACAGGCCUGAAGAAUGUAUGUUCUGAUACUUUAUAUCUACAUAUAUAUUUUUGUUGUUACAACCUGAAUUUAAAAUUACUUAAAUUAAGAUGUAGUGUCACUGAUCUACACACAAUACCCCAUGUCAUUUUACAUUUACAUUUUAGUCAUUUAGCAGACGCUCUUAACCAGAGCGACUUACAGGAGCAAUUAGGGUUAAGUGCCUUGCUCAAGGGCACAUUAACGUCAUUUAGCAGAAGCUCUUAGCCAGAGCGACUCACAAAUUGGUGCGUUCACCCUAUAGCCAGUGGGAUAACCACUUUACAAGUCAAAGUGACAUUUUGUUUGUAGAAUGUUAAAAAAAUUGAUAAAACAUUUCAAGUAUUCAACCCCCUUUGUUAUGGCAAGCCUAAAUAAGUUCAGGAGUUUUGAAUGACUACCCCAUCUCUGUACCCCACACAUCUGUAAGGUCCCUCAAUCGAGUAGUGAAUUUCAAGCACAAAUUCAACCACAAAGACCAGGGAGGCUUUUCAAUGCCUCAGAAAGAAUGGCACCUAUUGGUAGGUGUGUAGAAAACAAAAAAACAAAGCAGACGCUGAAUAUCCCUUUAGCAUGGUGAAGUUAUGACACUUUGGAUGGUGUAUCAAUAAACCCAGUCAAUACAAAGGUACAGGCGUCCUUCCUAACUCAGUUGCCGGAGAGGAAGGAAACCGAUCAGGGAUUUCACCAUGAGGCCAAUGGUGACUUUAAAACAGAGUUUAAUGGCUGUGAUGGGAGGGAACAGAGGAUGGAUCAACAUUGUAGUUAUUCCACAGUACUAACCUCAUUGACAGUGAAAAUAAGGAUAUUCUAAAACAUGCAUCCUGUUUGUAACAAGCCACUAAAGUAAUACUGCAAAAAAUGUCGCAAAGAAAUUAACUUUUAGUCCUGAAUACAAAGCAUUAUGUUUGGGGCAAAUACAACACAUCACUGAGUACCACUCUUUUUAUUUUGACGGUGACUGCAUCACGUUAUGGGUAUGCUUGUCAUCGGCAACGACUACUGAGUUUUUUAGGAUAAAAUAAACGGAAUACAGCUAUAAGCACAGGCUAAAUCCUCGAGGAAAACCUGGUUCAGUGUGCUUUACAACAGACACUGGGAGAUGAAUUCACCUUUCAGCAGGACAAUAACCUAAAACACAAGGUCAAAUCUACACUGGGUUGCUUACCAAGACGACAUUGAAUGUUCCUGAGUGGCCUAGUUACAGUUUUGACAAGUCAAGACUUGAAUGAUCAGCAAUCAACUUGACAGAGCUUGAAGAAUUUUAAAGAUUAAUGUGCAAAUAUUGUAAAAUCCAGGUGUGCAAAGCUCUUAGAGACUUACCCCAAAAGACUCACAGCUGUAAUCACUACCAAAUGUGCUUCUACAAAGUAAAUUAGAUAUUUCUGUAUUUCAUUUUGAAUACAUUUAUAAAAAUGUCUGAAAACAUGUUUUCAAUUUGCCAUUAUGUGGAUGGGUGAGAUCAACAAAACAUUUUUUAGAUCCAUUUUGAAUUCAGGCUGAAACAACAAAAUGGAAUAAGUCAAGGGGUAAGAAUACUUUCUGAAGGCACUGUAGGGUUAGGGUUAGGGUUAUAUACAUGAAUAUAUAUACUAGGGUUAGGGUUAUAUACAUGAAUAUAUAUACUAGGGUUAGGGUUAUAUACAUGAAUAUAUAUACUAGGGUUAGGGUUAUAUACAUGAAUAUAUAUACUAGGGUUAGGGUUAUAUACAUGAAUAUAUAUACUAGGGUUAGGGUUAUAUACAUGAAUAUAUAUACUAGGGUUAGGGUUAUAUACAUGAAUAUAUAUACUAGGGUUAGGGUUAUAUACAUGAAUAUAUAUACUAGGGUUAGGGUUAUAUACAUGAAUAUAUAUACUAGGGUUAGGGUUAUAUACAUGAAUAUAUAUACUAGGGUUAGGGUUAUAUACAUGAAUAUAUAUACUAGGGUUAGGGUUAUAUACAUGAAUAUAUAUACUAGGGUUAGGGUUAUAUACAUGAAUAUAUAGAUAUACUAGGGUUAGGGUUAUAUACAUGAAUAUAUAUACUAGGGUUAGGGUUAUAUACAUGAAUAUAUAUACUAGGGCUGUGAUGAUACCAGUAUCGCUAUAUUUCUUCCAUAUAAAAAAUUAAAACACGAAGCUGACAUUUUUUGUAUGUAAAAUAUUAUGUGCUAUAGCUUGGGGAAAAAAUACGUGACUCUGGAUGACAACAUAAUUAUGUUUGUUUCCUAAACAAGUUAAGUCCGCUUUGUGUUUUGUUUCCUUGCCACAAUACUAAGGAGUAUCGCGAUACUGGUAUGGUCCCGGCCCUAUUAAAUACCAAAGCAGCACUCCCUAUUCUACCCUGGCAUCCUUACCAAACUAACUGAGACCCAGCAGUAGUGUUGGCACAGAUAAUGCCCAGAGGCUGCACUGGUCAGCACAUACACAGGAAGGAGCUUUUCUUAGCCCUCUAUUCUGUUACUGUUGUUCUAUAGGGGUUCCUAGCUAAAGACCUGCAGGCCGAGGCGCUGGGGAGACUGGACCAAAGAGUGAAGGUGGCAUCUGAACAGUUCAUGAAGUUUCUAGAGCAGGUGGACUCUAUGGUAACACAGCCCUAACCCUCCUACACCUAGUACUGGUCCCCCUAACCCUCCUACACCUAGUACUGGUCCCCCUAACCCUCCGACACCUAGUACUGGUCCCCCUAACCCUCCUACACCUAGUACUGGUCCCCCUAACCCUCCUACACCUAGUACUGGUCCCCCUAACCCUCCUACACCUAGUACUGGUCCCCCUAACCCUCCUACACCUAGUACUGGUCCCCCUAACCCUCCUACACCUAGUACUGGUCCCCCUAACCCUCCUACACCUAGUACUGGUCCCCCUAACCCUCCUACACCUAGUACUGGUCCCCCUAACCCUCCUACACCUAGUACUGGUCCCCCUAACCCUCCUACACCUAGUACUGGUCCCCCUAACCCUCCUACACCUAGUACUGGUCCCCCUAACCCUCCUACACCUAGUACUGGUCCCCCUAACCCUCCUACACCUAGUACUGGUCCCCCUAACCCUCCUACACCUAGUACUGGUCCCCCUAACCCUCCUACACCUAGUACUGGUCCCCCUAACCCUCCUACACCUAGUACUGGUCCCCCUAACCCUCCUACACCUAGUACUGGUCCCCCUAACCCUCCCUACACCUAGUACUGGUCCCCCUAACCCUCCUACACCUAGUACUGGUCCCCCUAACCCUCCUACACCUAGUACUGGUCCACCUAACCCUCCUACACCUAGUACUGGUCCCCUAACCCUCCUACACCUAGUACUGGUCCCCCUAACCCUCCUACACCUAGUACUGGUCCCCCUAACCCUCCUACACCUAGUACUGGUCCCCCUAACCCUCCUACACCUAGUACUGGUCCCCCUAACCCUCCUACACCUAGUACUGGUCCCCCUAACCCUCCUACACCUAGUACUGGUCCCCCUAACCCUCCUACACCUAGUACUGGUCCCCCUAACCCUCCUACACCUAGUACUGGUCCCCCUAACCCUCCUACACCUAGUACUGGUCCCCCUAACCCUCCUACACCUAGUACUGGUCCCCCUAACCCUCCUACACCUAGUACUGGUCCCCCUAACCCUCCUACACCUAGUACUGGUCCCCCUAACCCUCCUACACCUAGUACUGGUCCCCCUAACCCUCCUACACCUAGUACUGGUCCACCUAACCCUCCUACACCUAGUACUGGUCCCCCUAACCCUCCUACACCUAGUACUGGUCCCCCUAACCCUCCUACACCUAGUACUGGUCCCCCUAACCCUCCUACACCUAGUACUGGUCCCCCUAACCCUCCUACACCUAGUACUGGUCCCCCUAACCCUCCUACACCUAGUACUGGUCCCCCUAACCCUCCUACACCUAGUACUGGUCCCCCUAACCCUCCUACACCUAGUACUGGUCCCCCUAACCCUCCUACACCUAGUACUGGUCCCCCUAACCCUCCUACACCUAGUACUGGUCCCCCUAACCCUCCUACACCUAGUACUGGUCCCCCUAACCCUCCUACACCUAGUACUGGUCCCCCUAACCCUCCUACACCUAGUACUGGUCCCCCUAACCCUCCUACACCUAGGACUGGUCCCCUAACCCUCCUACACCUAGUACUGGUCCCCCUAACCCUCCUACACCUAGUACUGGUCCCCCUAACCCUCCUACACCUAGUACUGGUCCCCCUAACCCUCCUACACCUAGUACUGGUCCCCCUAACCCUCCUACACCUAGUACUGGUCCCCCUAACCCUCCUACACCUAGUACUGGUCCCCCUAACCCUCCUACACCUAGUACUGGUCCCCCUAACCCUCCUACACCUAGUACUGGUCCCCCUAACCCUCCUACACCUAGUACUGGUCCCCCUAACCCUCCUACACCUAGUACUGGUCCCCCUAACCCUCCUACACCUAGUACUGGUCCCCCUAACCCUCCUACACCUAGGACUGGUCCCCCUAACCCUCCUACACCUCUGUACUGGUCCCCCUAACCCUCCUACACCUAGUACUGGUCCCCCUAACCCUCCUACACCUAGUACUGGUCCCCCUAACCCUCCUACACCUAGUACUGGUCCCCCUAACCCUCCUACACCUAGUACUGGUCCCCCUAACCCUCCUACACCUAGUACUGGUCCCCCUAACCCUCCUACACCUAGUACUGGUCCCCCUAACCCUCCUACACCUAGUACUGGUCCCCCUAACCCUCCUACACCUAGUACUGGUCCCCCUAACCCUCCUACACCUAGUACUGGUCCCCCUAACCCUCCUACACCUAGUACUGGUCCCCCUAACCCUCCUACACCUAGUACUGGUCCCCCUAACCCUCCUACACCUAGUACUGGUCCCCCUAACCCUCCUACACCUAGUACUGGUCCCCCUAACCCUCCUACACGUAUUUAGGCCUGCUCCUAAAGCAGGUGGACUCUAUGGUAACACAACCUUAUUAACAAACACACAGUUCUAGUCAGGUGGACUGGUAACACAGAUCCCUCUAGUCAGGUGGACUGGUAACACAGAUCCCUCUAGUCAGGUGGACUGGUAACACAGAUCCCUCUAGUCAGGUGGACUGGUAACACAGAUCCCUCUAGUCAGGUGGACUGGUAACACAGAUCCCUCUAGUCAGGUGGACUGGUAACACAGAUCCCUCUAGUCAGGUGGACUGGUAACACAGAUCCCUCUAGUCAGGUGGACUUUAUGGUAACACAGAUCCCUCUAGUCAGGUGGACUGGGUAACACAGAUCCCUCUAGUCAGGUGGACUGGUAACACAGAUCCCUCUAGUCAGGUGGACUGGUAACACAGAUCCCUCUAGUCAGGUGGACUGGUAACACAGAUCCCUCUAGUCAGGUGGACUCUAUGGUAACACAGAUCCCUCUAGUCAGGUGGACUGGUAACACAGAUCCCUCUAGUCAGGUGGACUGGUAACACAGAUCCCUCUAGUCAGGUGGACUGGUAACACAGAUCCCUCUAGUCAGGUGGACUGGUAACACAGAUCCCUCUAGUCAGGUGGACUGGUAACACAGAUCCCUCUAGUCAGGUGGACUGGUAACACAGAUCCCUCUAGUCAGGUGGACUGGUAACACAGAUCCCUCUAGUCAGGUGGACUGGUAACACAGAUCCCUCUAGUCAGGUGGACUGGUAACACAGAUCCCUCUAGUCAGGUGGACUGGUAACACAGAUCCCUCUAGUCAGGUGGACUGGUAACACAGAUCCCUCUAGUCAGGUGGACUGGUAACACAGAUCCCUCUAGUCAGGUGGACUGGUAACACAGAUCCCUCUAGUCAGGUGGACUGGUAACACAGAUCCCUCUAGUCAGGUGGACUGGUAACACAGAUCCCUCUAGUCAGGUGGACUGGUAACACAGAUCCCUCUAGUCAGGUGGACUGGUAACACAGAUCCCUCUAGUCAGGUGGACUGGUAACACAGAUCCCUCUAGUCAGGUGGACUGGUAACACAGAUCCCUCUAGUCAGGUGGACUGGUAACACAGAUCCCUCUAGUCAGGUGGACUGGUAACACAGAUCCCUCUAGUCAGGUGGACUGGUAACACAGAUCCCUCUAGUCAGGUGGUGAGACUAGUAGGGGUAACACAGAUCCCUCUAGUCAGGUGGACUGGUAACACAGAUCCCUCUAGUCAGGUGGACUGGUAACACAGAUCCCUCUAGUCAGGUGGACUGGUAACACAGAUCCCUCUAGUCAGGUGGACUGGUAACACAGAUCCCUCUAGUCAGGUGGACUGGUAACACAGAUCCCUCUAGUCAGGUGGACUGGUAACCCCUGGCUACUGGUCUUAUCACAGGGUGUCUUGACUCUGUAAACACUAAAACAACUGUCAUGUUAACAGACUUUACCAGACAACUUCGGUGACUGUCGGAUGAAGAAAAAGGGACUAGUAAAAAGAAUUCAGGUGAGUCUGUUUCAUUUCUGAUUAACUCUCAAUGAGAGUUCAAGUAGGUCCUUAUUCCACUUGAGUAAUAUAAAACAAUGCUGUUAAUACGUUGUUGCUAGUUAUUACAGGGUUACUACAAAGCAGCCGCAGGUCUAAGAAUAUCCUCUGUCUCCUCCUGUUCUUCCUCCAGGGGUUCCUGGCUCAGUGUGAUAAGAUCGAAGCAGGGAUUUUAGACCACUUGGCUAAGAUCCAGUCGAAGAACCUGGCCCUGGUAGAUUCUUAGAUCUACUAGUUCACACAGUUCUACUGAAUGACCAUCUGGGAUCUCCUAUGUCCAUCUGUCUGCUGCUCCACAUCUCUCUACCUACCAGCCCUCUCUGCUGCGGUCCUGCCCUGGUCUCCACUGGGAUCGCUCUACCUACCAGCCCUCUCUGCUGUGGUCCUGCCCUGGUCUCCACUGGGAUCUCUCUACCUACCAGCCCUCUCUGCUGUGGUCCUGCCCUGGUCUCCACUGGGUCACCAUCUGGGAUCUGGGGAAAUCCAUUUGAUUUCAAUUACUUUUUGACAGCAUCCCUUUCGAUUUGAACAAAACCUUCCAUACAUAUUGGCCCAUUGUAGAUAUGGUCAGAAAGGGGCUUUUGGGACCUGAAUGCCAAAACACUGAAGACAUAAAGGUGGUCAAAGUCGACCUAUUAUAAACCCUCUCUACCUAACCCUCUCUACCUAACCCUAACCCUCUCUACCUAACCCUAACCCUCUCUACCUAAC